Molecule: messenger RNA, 3007 nt
Organism: Ochlerotatus camptorhynchus
Lineage: Eukaryota; Metazoa; Arthropoda; Insecta; Diptera; Culicidae
Exons: 8
Coding region: 1678-2619 (313 amino acids)
Source: RefSeq, a predicted model, not a curated record
CGCGCGGAACGCUGGAUCACGGCCGAUCAUCAUUCGAUCGUACUUGCGGCGUGUGUUGAUUUAUUUUUUCCUCAAUCGUUUUCACCUGUGUGCGCGGUUCGGUGGCAGAGCAGUAGCAGAGUGCAGUCAGUCGGUGUGUUUUAUUUGCUUUCCGCAGUUUCGCUCUCCGUCUCGAAUCACGACAACGACGACGACGGCUCUCGUAACGGAGCAAAAAGAUCAUAGAUCACUCACAAUUUAGCAGUGCAGCAGUUUCGGGUUCGUCGCUUAAUCCCGGGGAAAUCACCGCGCGCAGUUCAAAAGUGUGAAAACCUUUCCCUGGUAGUGGUGUCUGAAAACCAGCGCGGUUUGAAUGUGUACGAUACUCGUAGAUUCCAAGUUUCCGUCAAGUGUUUGUGGUUGCUAAUUGAACAAGUGUUUUCGCUUCUUCGUCACGACUGGUCGAUCGACUUUGAUAUUGUUUUUCCCUGAUCGAGUGCUUCAAACGAAUUUAGAUUGCUGUGUUAUUGUGCGAUUGUCGGCGAUUAAUUGGUGGAAAAAGGCAAAUAGCAAGCGUUGAUUGACUGCCGAAAAAUCAUUUCCGGCAGUUUAUGACCCGAAUCAGCGCUAGGUGAUGUGUGAAAAGUGCAAAUCCUACUAGAACCGGUGCGGUGUGUUUUUGUUUGUGUGUGUGCUCGUGUCGUUAAGUCUAGGAAGUCGAAACCGAGAACGUCAAGCCGGUUGAGUGUAUUCUACAUCCGUUCGGGGCGAUCGAGUGUCCUCAGUUAGCGUUGGCCUUUUCCCCGUCGUAAAAGAAUGUCAGUGGAGAAGUGUAAGGGUAAAAGAUCUUCCGUAAGGGGGCAGCGUUAAUCCAUAUUGAGGAAAACAAGCGAAAAGAGCAAAGUGAGAGGAAUUUGGCAGUGGAGAAGGCCAAAGCUGCGAAUCAGUGACAAACACACACACACACGGAGCACUGCAAAGUGGAUAGAUUCCAGCUACUUGUUGCUGCAGAGGAACCAGUGAGCAAUCGAAACGACUCCAACGUCGGGCUCGGACUUAUCAGCUCGCGUGGUUCACACUGACGGUUAUGUAAGCCCCCCGUGUGAGGGCAUGAGAAUCCAUCAGUGAUUUCGUACUUUUUGGCGAUUGCAAGCAACAACGCACGUGAUUGGACAAUUUCGGUUUCAGUUAGACGGAACUCAUCACUGGUGUGUCGAAUUGUGAAGGUCGCAAACACACACACGUCUCGACGAAGGCGGAAGAUCCAAUGAGGCCGAAAGUCAAAUAGUGAGGUUCAUCCAGCUAUUGAAACCAUCAAUUUUGGCUCUUUGAAAUCAACCAGCACCGAUCUCUUUUCUCCACCGAUCGGGGGCAACUCUAGCUUGGCCAGACCUCGAGGCAGGUAGCCACACUCACGCGUGAGACUAUGUGAAUGGGAAACGACGCCGACGACCACGACGGAUCAACCUUCUAGAUCACCAGCCGAAGUGUAUUCAAACCGGCGAUCACGAAACAUUGAUCAUGAUCAUGAAGAUCGAAACCGAAUAACUGAACGAACGAAACAAAAAGUUAACCAACCAAGGGGAAACCGUCCGACGGCAAUCAAAUAAUUACUAGCGUUUAAAGUUCCAACACCACCACCCACCUCCAUCAUCUUAGUAGCACUUCCAGUCGGAUCGCCACCAAAAAACGAAAAAAAUGUUGAAAAACAUCCACGAGCGAACGGUCAAAAAGGUUAAGGGCAAUCAUUACGUGGCCAGCCAUGGCGGUCGCGAUACCGUAGAUCUGCCGUAUGCCCAAGCCAACCGAGGUUACUCCACGGACGGCGAAGAUAGCCAGCGGGCGCCCUCGGAUCGAACCGUCUCGGAGUACACCGUGGCCAAUGAACGGGCCACGCCACCAACGGCUCCAUCCCGCAAGUCCCGAACGGACAAGUACCAGCAGAAUGGAACCACCACCACCACCACCAACGGAGGUCCACGACCACUCUCUAGUCCACCGACACGCGCUCCACCACGUGCACCGUCAGCUCUGAGCUACGAUCAUGGCGGCGAAACCGGAAGCGAUAUCUACGUCACGUCCGCUGCAUACAAAGCUCCCUCGGAAAUAAGCCGCUACAGUGCCCAUCGUAACCAACACAAUGCUUCGCGUGGUCCCCGUAGCGUGUACAGCGUAGCCAGCACGGCCAAAACGGGCCGCAGUUCGCGACGUCACGGCGCCAAGGUAGAAGCAAUGUCCGCUCCGAACCCAUUCUGUCCGAACGUCAAGGGCGUCUGCUGUCUGAUGCUCCUGCUCAACCUGGGACUGAUUCUGGUCACGCUGGGUUUCGUGAUAGUCAUGCAGUUCAUGGAGCCCCUGUUCGUGUGGAUACUGGGCGUGGUCUUCCUGGUGUUCGGUUUCGCGACGCUGAUUGGUAGCAUGAUCUACUGCGUGAUCGUGUGCCGCGAUGCGAAAACUCCCGAACAGCUGCGCAACGAGGACCUCUACUGGACCAAACAUUGGCAGAAGAGCAUCGGCUACACGCCACACGAGAUCGACUACAAAACGGACCGGUUCGACGAGCGGGACCGGUACUCGGACCGGUUCUCGGUGGGCAAAAUGAGCGGGAAGUACUCCGAUCGGGAGAUUACGCGAUAUUGAAGCUCGUCGAUGUCGCGUCCGAUGACCGGGAUGGAGAAAGAGAGAUGCAAUAAUAGUAACGGAACAAACUCGAAAGGACAAACAAUAAGCUUAACCAGUGUAACUGUAACGGACGUUACUAAUAAGAUUUAAUUUAAACGAUUUCGCUAAGUUAAUUGAGCCUAAUUUCUAAAGAAAACAGUCUGUAGGAUAAUCUAUUUCCACGUGCGUCGAGCGUGGUGGGAACUUUUAUUAAGAAAUCUAGCAAACAUAAUUUGUGUGACUUGAUUAAACCAAUAUCCAUUCCUUAGAAGUAAUGUAAUAAUUGUUUUAAAUGUUGUAACAAACGAUUAAUGUACAUAUUAAUGAGAGAAAGCAAAUAAAAACGACUUUUAUGUAACAAAAUAAA